Messenger RNA from Rana temporaria (common frog), 2536 nucleotides. RefSeq names its product UDP-glucuronosyltransferase 3A1-like. Gene Ontology annotation, molecular function: UDP-glycosyltransferase activity. Lineage: Eukaryota; Metazoa; Chordata; Amphibia; Anura; Ranidae. The record is from RefSeq and is a predicted model, not a curated record.
ACACAGAGCAGAAACGACUUGGUUCCCUACGACUUCUCACUACAAUGGCUGCAUGUAAGAAGCAGACUGUGUUCCUUCUGGUCUUUGCACUGCACUUCCUGUUUAUUGGUGGGGCCAAAAUCCUGACAAUCUGCUUCCUGGGUGGGAGUCAUUACCUCCUGAUGGAUGAGAUCUCCGGGACCCUUCAAAACAAUGGGCAUGAAGUGAGAAUGUUCCUGCAGUAUGCAGACCAAAUGCCACCAGGUUACAAGCGGCCAACAAGUCCAUAUCCAGUGACCACUUUUUCCUUAGAUGAGAAAUUUCUUCAAGAAUUUAUGGUUACAUUUAUAAAAAUCCAGAAGGCAUUUCUUCAGGGCAGAAAUGAAAUGUGGACUGUCCUGACAUUAAUGAACACAAUGUCCUACCAGUGCAACUUGACAUUACACCAGUCAGAAAUCAUGAACUUCUUGAGGGGAGAACAUUAUGACAUUGCAGUUGUAGAUGCAUUUGACCCCUGCGCAAUGCUGGUCUGUGAGAAGCUGGGACUCCCAUUUAUUGCUUUCUUCCCUACGUUUAUGGCCAAUGCUCACCGUGUAGGAAUGCCAAGUCCUUUGUCCUACAUUCCAUUGUUCCAGACACAGCUCACCGACCACAUGGAUUUCUUUGGACGUUUAAAGAACACGUUGGUGUUUUUGGCUUCAUUAGUAAUCCAGACAAAGAUGGACUCAUUUUUUGAUGGUGUCAUCGAAGAACAUUUUCCUGCUGAGUCUAGACCAACUAUAGCUGAUCUUCACCUGAAAGCUGAGCUCUGGCUGUACAAUGUAGACUUCACUCUUGAGUUUCCUCGCCCACUUCUGCCUCACGUUCAGUACAUUGGGGGAUUAUUGGCCAAACCUGUAAAACCAAUAUCACAAGAACUGGAAGACUUUAUAUCCGAGUCCGGAGAUGCUGGUUUCAUUGUGGUGACUCUGGGAUCGAUGUUGUCCUCACUCCCUGUAGUGGAAUUCAUGAAGGAGAUGAAUGGUGGAUUUGCCAAGAUUCAGGAGAAGGUGAUCUGGAGGUAUCAGAGGUCAAAUUGGCCACAAGAUGUGGAAAUUUCUCCCAAUGUGAAAAUUAUGGACUGGGUGCCACAGAAUGAUUUACUGGGGCACCCGAAACUGCGUCUUUUUGUGGCACAUGGAGGAAUGAACGGUUUGAUGGAAGCUGUGUAUCAUGGUGUUCCUGUUCUUGGGAUUCCACUCUUUGGGGAUCAGAUAGAAAACAUGGUCAGAGUAAAAGCCAAACAAAUGGGAACUUUUAUUCUACCGGACCAACUUAAGGCUGACAACUUUGCAAGCACCAUUCGACACAUCAUUGAAAAUAAAUGUUACAAGACAUCAGCAAUGAAGUUGCAAGCCAUUAGAAGGUCACAGCCCUUUCCUCCAGACCAGCAAUUACUGAGAUGGGUGGAGCACAUCAUCCAAUCGGGUGGAGGCGGUCAUCUUCAUCCCUAUUCUUACAAACUGCCCUGGUAUCAGUAUUGGCUGCUGGAUGUUAUUCUGUUCCUCUUUGUCAUUCUCACUGUGGCCAUCUACCUCAUUGUGACACUAUUCGGGGCUCUCAUUAGGAAAUGUUGUUCUCCAGGAAAACUAAAGAGGAACUGAAGAAACUUGGCCUUGUAUUAGAACUGAAGAUGAUUUAAUUGUGCUCACAACAUGGAUACCUCAAGUGUCAUUGAAAGUUUGUAACCGCUGAUCAAUAACCUCAGGGACAUUGCUGUGAUCCUAAGACUCAUGAUGGCCAUACAUGGUACGACACAAUUGAAUGAUUGACAUUCGAUUCAACGAAACGUUCAAAAAUUGCAUGGUCAAGCAACGAGCAACAGACAGCGAUGGUUUUAAUCAACCCAAGUCAGUAGGUUGUGGCAGGAAAAAAACAAUCACGCAGGGUCGAUUGAUGGCUUUUUUAAUGUGUCCUUGUAAAUCUCUUGUGAUCAAUCUACAUGUAAGGGUGUAAAAACAAAAAAACACCAUUGAAUGACCCAGUACAAUUGUUUUUUUUCUUACACAACCUUCAUGGGUUGAUCAAAGUCAUCAUUAUCAGUUUUAUUGUACUGUAUAAAGCUUCCAUUAGAUUUUAAAGCAGCAAUAUGCAUAUCAUCCCUCAACCUGCCUCCUGUGGUGGGAUCCUUCCAGGCCAGCCUCCCGAGCUCCAGCCCAAGGUAAAUCCCCCCUGGUAAGGGGUCCCUCAAUGGCCAGCUCCCUCAGCACUGCUUCUCCAUCUUCCACCCGUCUCCCCUGCUGGCAUGGCUUAUGUCUAUUUAAGGUCUUUUUUUCUCCCCUGCCAGGCCAACUCCUGGGGAUUGGCUAAGGCCCCUAAAUAUUCACAGUAGCCUCCACCCACUAUCUUCCAGAACAUUCUCCUACAUUUUAGAAACAGGGGAGGGACCAGAGAGCUGCCAUGAUGAGUCAUCCAGCCCUUGCCUCUAAUAACCCUGACCCAUAUACAUGGCAAAUUAUGUUAUUAAAUAAUAGUUUUUAUUGUAAACAUUUCAAUAAAAAUUACUGAAGAAGAAAAA